CCCCAUCCAGUCCUGCAUGGUGUCCCUGGAUGAGAUGCCAGGUCCCCAUAAACCCGCAGCCAACAGCAGAAUCACUGACAGUCCAUGUUGACGGCGGCACAGCACCGAUUGUCAUCUGUCUGGUGGCGUGUGCGUAUGGGCUGGAGCAAAGCAACCAUUUACUUGUGUUGGUCGCACAGUGCUUCUGCCGACUGUGCGUGUGCAGCCUGCUCGUUUCACCAAACUGCAGCUGUCCGGUGGCUUUUGUUUCUCUUACCUCACUCUUGUCCAUGUUGUAUGGAAUCGGUCUUGCCAUUAGUAACACCUGGAUGAGCCCGUCCAUCCACCUCUCGGCUUGCUUCGGAGCACUGCGAUGCCAUGACGAGUCGGGCUUCCAGCAGGGUCCCUCCUCGACAAAGAUGGGCACGACUCCAGCCUGCAUUGUCUGCCUUCAUGGAUGCCCAUUCUUUCAUCUACUGCCACCCCCAUCCUUUGCAGACAGAAACGAUGCCCUUCGUUUUGACCAGAGCCAGUCCGGCCCCGAGGUCCUGCAUCAAGUCUGCUUGGAAAAUUCCCUUAUCUUGGUUUCCUACGCCAACUGAAACCAGAGAAAGAAUUCUGGCAUUACAAAAGUAACCGCCGCCGCCGGCACUACCAAAGGCCAAGACACCGAAAAUGCCUACUGCCAUCCCACCGCAGGGUUCUGGGAAUGGCAUCACCAAGUUCACCAACUGCCGCCUUGUGCUCGGCGACUGCCUUGUCGCCCAAGACCUCUGGGUCAGCUCAGUCACGGGCAAGAUCGUGCACCCUCAGGCCGCCUUCUACGAUGACUUGAUCGUCCCUAGCCAUGUCGUCGACCUUGGCGGCCGCAUCGUGUCUGCUGGCCUCAUCGACAUCCAGCUCAACGGCGCGUUUGGUUUCAAUUUCUCCACACUCUUUCCCGACAUGUCACAGUACAGGAAGAAGGUCAGGCAACUCAACAGGGAGUUGGCGACAACGGGAGUCACAUCCUACGUGCCGACGGUCACGAGCCAGACGAGCACGCUCUACCGCAGCGUGCUUCCCUUUCUCGGCCCCCCUGCCGGCCCCCAGCGCGCCGAGGAUGGAGCCGAGUCCCUCGGUGCCCAUGUCGAGGGCCCCUUCCUCAGCCCGACCAAGAACGGCGUCCACAACGUGGACGUUCUGAGAGAGGCCAGGAGCGUCGAGGACCUUGAGGACAUGUACGGCGCGGAAAACCUCAGGCCGGCAGCCUCGGGAAGGCCGCUUCCGAUCCGCAUGAUCACCGCCGCUCCCGAGGUAGGCCGCAUGGCGGAGCUGAUCCCAGCGCUGCGCGAGCGAGGGGUCAUUUACUCGAUCGGCCACUCCGAGGCCACGUACGAGCAGGCCUCCACGGCCGUUGCCGCCGGCGCCACCAUGAUCACGCACCUGUUCAAUGCCAUGCGUCCGCUGCACCACCGCAACCCCGGCAUCUUCGGCGUCCUGGGAAUGGCCGAGAGCCUCCCGCGGCCGUACUUUGGCAUCAUCGCCGACGGAAUCCACUUGCACCCAACCACCAUCAAAAUCGCCUUCAACGCGCACCCCGAAGGCUUCAUCCUAGUCACGGAUGCGAUGCACCUUGUCGGCCUCCCGGACGGAACUUAUGACUGGACCAAUGGCGACAACUGUAGUAAGAUUGUCAAGACCGGCUCCGUUUUGAAACUGGAGGGGUCAGAAACUAUUGCUGGAAGCUCCAUAACACUCAUCGAGUGCGUGUCCAACUUCCUCACAUGGAGCGGCUGCACCAUCCCCCAGGCCCUGAACGCAGUGACCGCCACGCCCGCGUCCCUCCUGGGGCUGCGGGGGGUAAAGGGCAGCCUGCUGCCCGGGGCCGAUGCGGAUCUCGUGGUUCUGUCCGAGAUCACGCAGCCGGACUCUCGACAGCUUGUUGUUGACGAGGUCUGGAAAUUCGGGGCGCGGGUGCACCUCCGAGAAGAAUCCUCGUCAGGCUCAUCAACCGCCUCGUCUUCAUCAAACUCCUACAUGUAGGCGAUAGGCGCCCCAUUUGGGCGAGCCUUUUCUUUUCUAUAUUGCAACCUCUCAUUUGUCUUCAGAUUGGCACUGCUAGAAUCGAGAACCUCCAUAGCCAUACAUUCCAUUCACGGUUUGUUUCCCGA
This is a messenger RNA of Gaeumannomyces tritici R3-111a-1, 2132 nucleotides long. RefSeq names its product N-acetylglucosamine-6-phosphate deacetylase. The transcript is spliced from 2 exons. The record is from RefSeq and is a predicted model, not a curated record. Gene Ontology annotation, molecular function: N-acetylglucosamine-6-phosphate deacetylase activity. Gene Ontology annotation, biological process: N-acetylglucosamine catabolic process. Lineage: Eukaryota; Fungi; Ascomycota; Sordariomycetes; Magnaporthales; Magnaporthaceae. Bases 655 to 2004 code for a protein of 449 amino acids.